Cornus florida is the source of this 2947-nucleotide messenger RNA. RefSeq lists its product as uncharacterized. The transcript has 6 exons. The record is from RefSeq and is a predicted model, not a curated record. Bases 434 to 2761 code for a protein of 775 amino acids. Lineage: Eukaryota; Viridiplantae; Streptophyta; Magnoliopsida; Cornales; Cornaceae.
UUCUCUCUCUCUCUCCACAAAAUUGUGCAGAGACAGCAAUAACAGACCCCUCAACUGAUAAUUUUUUUCAAGCCCGUGUGGAAACAUGUGUGUGUUUUUGUGUGUGUGAUAUAUAUAAAUAUAUACUAUACAUAACAGACCUGAGAAAACCAUGGUUCUAAGCAACCAAAAGAUUAGCUCAAAGCCUAGUUGCUGACCGGUAACUAUCUGCCCUUAAAUCUUGCUUUCAAAUCUCAUACCCUGAACGUCUUUCCGAUUAGGUGCGUUGUCCCAUUCUUCCUCUGGAAAAAUUCAAAGCAGAUUUGAGUUCUCUGAACCGCUUCCCUCUCCGCUUCCUCUGUUUUUGCUUCAAACAGACUUUUUCAGAGUGAUUAAAUUGAUGGGUUCACCAAAGAAGUUGUUAAUGUUCAUGCCCUGUUUGGAUUUCUGAAUAAUGGGUUCUGCCAACCACUUUCUCUACCAAAAAUUGCUUCUCUUUUUCACAACUUUCUGCUUCUCUGUCUUGCUUCCUCUGUUUGGUUUCAUCACAACAUAUAUCUUUAGAUUCAAAAGAAAAGACAUUUGUGUAAAGACCAAUUCAAACUAUUCGCUGGUUACUUCAGAAGUGGACAAUCAAGAUGGUUCUAAUUGUACUUUUCCAGAGACAGAGUCGUCCAAACCAGAGUUGGAAGCCAAACGAGACGUGCUUGAUUUUUCGGAUUCAGAGACCGAUGGAUUUGUCGAAAAAGAGAAACCCAAUUUCUCUUUCAGCUUCAAAUUUCCCACUUUCGAAGAAUUUAGCAGAAACAAUGGAGGAAAUUUAUCUUCUCUUAUCUCCGAAGAAGAAGUCCCCACCACCAGUACUAAUAAGUACGAGUUCAUGUCUGUGAAGGGUUUUAGCGGAGUAAUUAAAGAACCAGAGAUUUUAAGCUUUACGGUAAAAGAACUCAAUACUGGUACUAAUGGUGGUUUUUUGGGUGAUAAAGAUAGUGUUCAUGAUGGGGAUUUUUCGGUGAACGAUUUUACUCAACUUAAUUCUGAUGCAGAAGGUGUUCAUGAAGAAUUACCUCGGAAUUCAAUUAAUGGUGUAUGUAGCGAAGAGAAAAUUGAGGCAAUGACAGUGAAAGAAGAGAAGGAAGAAGAGUUAAAUGCAGAGAGCGAGUUGCAGGGUGAUGAUGAUCUUUCCGAUGAACUUCAGUUUCACUCUGAAAAGAAUUCAAUUGCUACGAAUUCUGACUCAGACUCAGUAGGUUUGAAUCAUUUGCAUUUGAUUAUGAGUCGUUUUGUUGAUUCAUGUAGUGAUGGGUUUUUAUCAGAUGGAGAUUUUGGAGGAGAAUUUGAACUUGAUGAUUUGAUGGGCAUGGAUGGUGAGAAGUUAGAAUCACAUGAAGAAUUCUCAGCGAGUUCACGACACGAAUCAGAUGACUCUGAUGAAGAAGAUAGUGAUAUACGGGAAGAGCUAAGGCAAUUAGAAGAGGCUAAUUUGGAAUAUUCAGAGAAAUUUAACUCCGAAUUUCUGUCUGAGAAAGAUUUUCAUGAAGACUUGGACAAAUCCAAAAAUGAAAAAUCUGAAGAGCCCAAUUCAAAGAGUUUAUCAGCCUUGGAUUCUGAGGAUUCAAACAAGUUAGAAACACUGUGGGAACAUCAAGAAUUGAUUGAGCAGUUAAAGAUGGAGCUUAAAAAGGUCAGAGCCACAGGGCUUCCCACAAUCCUAGAAGAAUCCGAGUCUCCGAAAAUAAUGGAAGAUCUAAAGCCAUGGAAGAUUGAUGAGAAGUUUCAGCAUGAAGAUCCUAUGGACGAGCUUCACAAGUUCUACAAGAGCUACAGAGAGAGGAUGCGGAAAUUUGAUAUCUUGAAUUAUCAGAAAAUGUAUGCAAUAGGUUUUCUGCAGCUGAAAGAUCCACUUCAAUCAAUUUCAAGGGAGAAAUCUGCAGCCUCAUCAAUCACAUUGACAACGCUUUUCUCACAAAAUUCUAGUCAGUGCAAACGCAAGAAGUCUGAAACCGACCCUACAACGAACUUCAUUAGAGAAUUGCGGAGUGAUUUGGAAGUGGUAUAUGUUGGGCAGAUGUGCCUUUCUUGGGAAAUCCUACACUGGCAAUAUGGGAAGGCCUUGGAGCUAUGGGAAUCCGACCCGCGUGGAAUACGUUUAUAUAAUGAAGUUGCUGGAGAGUUUCAACAGUAUCAGGUGCUAACACAAAGAUUCAUUGAGGAUGAACCUUUUCAAGGGCCUAGAGUCCAAAAUUAUGUCAAGAGUCGAUGCGUUCUUCGUAAUCUUCUUCAAGUUCCUGUUAUAAGAGAGGACUCUUCGAAAGAUAGAAAGAAGGCAAGAAGAAGAGAAGGAGGUGAAUAUGCCAUUACAAAUGACUUGCUAUUGGAGAUCAUGGAAGAAUCAAUACGAAUAUUUUGGCGCUUUGUUAAAGCUGAUAAGGAUUGCACAAAUGUGAUUCGAAGAGCAGUUGAGGUUGAACUUCAAGACCCUGCAGACACUGAGAUUUUGAUGGAGGUCCGAAAAAAUCUUCAAAAGAAGGAGAAGAAGCUUAAAGACCUUUUAAGGAGUGGAAAUUGCAUAUUAAGGAAGUUCCGAAAGUGUCAAGAAGACGAAUCAGAUCACGUUCUCUAUUUCUUCUCUCAAGUGGAUAUGAAAUUAGUGACAAGGGUACUAAACAUGUCUAGAAUAACAACAGAACAACUAGUUUGGUGUCGCAAUAAAUUAAACAAGAUUAGUUUUGUAAGUAGGAAGAUUCAGGUAGAACCCUCAUUUUUGCUCUUUCCAUGUUAAUAUAAUGUAGUAUCGCUGUGUCACUGUUGUAUCAUGUCAUUGAACACAUUGAUAAUGUUAUAUGAGUAGAGAAAAUAGAUCCAUUUUAGAAAAAUUCCAAGUCUUUUGUGUGCCUCUCAAUUUGAUAUAUAAUUUAGCAGCUGAUUUACAUGGUUCAGACUUCAGAUUCAAGUCAAUUUGAUAUUU